AUGUCAGAGAUACAGGCACCAAGACUUCGCGAGCAAGAUCUUGCUGGCAAGGUCGCUGUAGUAACAGGCGCCACAAGAGGCAUCGGACGAGCCAUCGCUCUUCAACUAGCGUCUCGCGGUUGUUCAGUACUGGGAACCUGCUCAAAACCAGACUCUUUAAUCCUGAUCGACUCGCUUGCACACACGGUCUCCAGUUUGUACUCAGAACACCCGUCACCUCCCAAAGUCACUGGAGUCGCAGCCAAUAUAACCGACCCAGAAUGUGCACAAAAGAUCGUCCACGCGCUUGAACAGAAGUUCGGUGGCCAUGUCGAUAUUCUGGUCAACAAUGCCGCCCAUCCCAUCCUUGUCAAGAUUGGCGAGCUAGAGCCACAGAUGGUCUCAGAGGUGAUGGCUGCAAACAUACAGACGCCCAUGAUGAUUGUCAACGAUCUUGUUAAGAAAAAGAUGUUCCGAACUGGUUCCAGGAUCGUCAACAUUGGUUCUGAUGCAGCUCGAGCAUCAAUCCCUGGUUUGCCAGGAAGAUCUCUGUACACGACCUUCAAAUCAGCGCUGGAAGGUCUUGCACGAGCAUGGGCAGAUGAACUCGGCGCCAACCCUGAGCUGGAAUUCAUGAAGGGCACCACAGCCAACACCGUCGCAGUGGGCUUCACAGAGACAGACAUGGUCAGCAAGAUGCCCCCUCCGAUGAGACAAGCAGUGAACCAGCACGUUCUGGCAAAACAGAGUUUGGGUCCUCGAGCUGCUCUUCCCGAAGACAUCGCCGAUGUAGUGGGUUUCCUUUGUGGUCCGGAUAGUCGAUGGGUCACCGGUUCUGUCGUCAGUGCCGAUGGUGGGAUGGUCAAGAUCAUGUAG
This is a messenger RNA of Aureobasidium namibiae CBS 147.97, 855 nucleotides long. RefSeq names its product NAD(P)-binding protein. Bases 1 to 855 code for a protein of 284 amino acids. The record is from RefSeq and is a predicted model, not a curated record. The transcript is spliced from 3 exons. Lineage: Eukaryota; Fungi; Ascomycota; Dothideomycetes; Dothideales; Saccotheciaceae.